AUGGGCUGGUUCGGGAGCUCAGAAAAAUCGGCGCCGGAUGCUGCAUCGCGUCAAGACAGGCAACGUUGCUGGGACAGUAGAGACGUUUACUUUACCUGUCUAGACGCUGCAAAUGUGAUCAAACCUGGAGACGAAGGGAAAGCUUGCGAUACAUCCAAAGCAGAAUAUGAAAGAGACUGUGCCAGAAGCUGGAUUGAAUACUUUAACAAGCGUCGAGUACUUGCAGAGCAACAGCAGGGGGUCUUAACACAAGCAAAGAACCAAAUCAACGCCGCGAAGAAUUCAUGA
Messenger RNA from Phanerochaete carnosa HHB-10118-sp, 288 nucleotides. RefSeq lists its product as uncharacterized. The record is from RefSeq and is a predicted model, not a curated record. Bases 1 to 288 code for a protein of 95 amino acids. Lineage: Eukaryota; Fungi; Basidiomycota; Agaricomycetes; Polyporales; Phanerochaetaceae. Gene Ontology annotation, cellular component: mitochondrion; respiratory chain complex IV. The transcript has 2 exons.